GAGCUACCGUCAAGGACGACGUCAAGGCGUGGACCGAGUACUGCAAGCCGGGGACCAAGAAGAUGCCCAAGCUAAUCGGGAGAGCUUGGGAGGCGCACAAGAGGUCGUGGAUCGAGGACUGCAGGCACCAUCUGUGGAAGCGAUCGCGGGCGGAAGGACUCUGCGAAGGAAACGCAGGUGCCCUUCCCGACCACCAGCAAGAUCGGCAUCGCGAUGUGACGCAUUACGUUUGCUACAACUGCGGCGCCGCCGUCUCGACGGAGGCGUCCCUCAAGAGGCACCGCACCAAGAAGCACCUCCCGACAGAAGACGCACAAUUCUACGCCGUCGAAUCUCGAUGCGAAUGCUGCAACAUGGAGUUCCACAGUCGGGUGCGACUCGUCCGCCACUUGCGCCAUCGCAAUACUGGGUGCCUCCAGGCAUACAUUGCGAAACGCGACCCGAUGGACCGUGCCGACGUUCAGAAGCUCAUGGACGAGGACACGAAGACCAUCAAGAACCUGAAGAGCAGAGGAUGGAGAGAAGACAAGGCACUACAGCCCGCCAAGAGGUGCGCGCAGACCGAAGACGACGAGGGCAUCAUCUGGUUGAUUGAUGGCGACACCGAAAAGGACCAGGCGCUGAAGAAGAACCUUCGGGACAAUGCGGACGGCAAUUACGCAUUGAUGGAGACCGCCUUCCACGACGAGGAGCUGGACCUGCACGACGGGCUCCAGGCGAGAACCCAAUGGCAUCACACCGUGAACCAGUGCAGCGCCAUCAGAAUCAUCCCGAGGAGCUCGACGUGGACGGCAGACCCAGACGUCGAGUUCGCCCUGCGGGAGUCGACGGCACCGUGGGGAGCCAAGCACCUGGUGCAAGCAGUCGCCGCGGACAACGCUGAGCUGCGGCUGGCCAUCGACGUCACGGAGACGGACGCCAAGAUGAAGAUCCCGCGUGCUCUGGUCUUGCCGCGGCGCGGAGACCGCCCACGCCCGAGCACGCUGGACGAGUUCCCAGCGCUGCGGGCAUCGCGGACGGAGAGCAGGAGGAUGGUCUGCGCCAGCGGCAUAGACCUGCAGCACCCGACGACCACGGAGCGGGAGCUGCGCGAGCCCCUGCUGCGUGGUGCGGCGGGCGCGCGCAGCCUCCGCCCGGGCGCCCGCACGGGCUCGGGCGCUGGACACCUCGGCGCACCUCGCGCGGCACCAGGCGCGGCAGCCGCGCGGGG
Prorocentrum cordatum is the source of this 1210-nucleotide messenger RNA. NCBI's taxonomy places the organism in Eukaryota, Dinophyceae, Prorocentrales, Prorocentraceae. The record is from the annotation of a GenBank genome assembly.